Leopardus geoffroyi (Geoffroy's cat) is the source of this 626-nucleotide messenger RNA. RefSeq names its product hemoglobin subunit beta-1. The transcript is spliced from 3 exons. The record is from RefSeq and is a predicted model, not a curated record. The coding region runs from base 58 to 501 and encodes 147 amino acids. Lineage: Eukaryota; Metazoa; Chordata; Mammalia; Carnivora; Felidae. Gene Ontology annotation, cellular component: hemoglobin complex; blood microparticle; haptoglobin-hemoglobin complex. Gene Ontology annotation, molecular function: oxygen binding; peroxidase activity; haptoglobin binding. Gene Ontology annotation, biological process: oxygen transport; hydrogen peroxide catabolic process.
AGCUUACACUUGUUUCUGACACAGCUGUGUUCGCUAGCAACCACACAAACAGACACCAUGUCGUUUCUGAGUGCUGAGGAGAAGGGUCUGGUCAAUGGCCUGUGGAGCAAGGUGAACGUGGAUGAAGUUGGCGGUGAGGCCCUGGGCAGGCUGCUGGUUGUCUACCCCUGGACUCAGAGGUUCUUUCAGUCCUUUGGGGACCUGUCUUCUGCUGAUGCCAUUAUGAGCAACAGUAAGGUGAAGGCCCAUGGCAAGAAGGUGCUGAACUCCUUCAGUGAUGGCCUGAAAAACAUCGACGACCUCAAGGGCACCUUUGCUAAGCUCAGCGAGCUGCACUGUGACAAGCUGCACGUGGAUCCCGAGAACUUCAGGCUCCUGGGCAACGUGCUGGUGUGUGUGCUGGCCCACCACUUUGGCCAUGAUUUCAACCCCCAGGUGCAGGCUGCCUUUCAGAAGGUGGUGGCUGGUGUGGCCAGUGCCCUGGCCCACAGAUACCACUGAGCUCCCUUCUUGCUUUCCAGGGAAAGUCCCUUGGUCCCUGGACCCUAAUACCUGGACAUGUCUAAAUCAUGAAAUUCUUUGAACAUCUGGCUCCUGCCUAAUAAAGAAUAUUUAUUUUCAUUGCA